Mesorhabditis belari is the source of this 600-nucleotide messenger RNA. Lineage: Eukaryota; Metazoa; Nematoda; Chromadorea; Rhabditida; Rhabditidae. The record is from the annotation of a GenBank genome assembly.
AUGACGGCUGGAGAUGUUAUCACACAGAUACCCCGUGAUGACUUCGAGCACGAGGACUACGUAACUCCGGCCACAAAACUGAACGGGAAAAGGAAGAAGAAAAAGGAUAAAGAGAAAUCGCGACAAUCCAACUCGUCGAGAAGCAAACCGCCGAGAUGGGGUCGAUGGAUGCAAUCGUUUUGUUGCUGCAUGGCACCACAACAGGAAAUCGAGCCAGUGCGCACGAAUCGAGGGCCGCUGGUGCCGGUAAUUGGAGGUCCUAGUGCCGCUCCCACGUCGCCCACCCCGCAAAAGCCGACAACUCUCCCAACUGCUUCGAUCACUCCAGCAUCACAGCACAGGAAUAGCAAGGGAUUCGAGUCGCUGAUUACACAGGUGAACAAAGAUGGAACGAUAACCGUACCACUUCCCACCGAGCAACAAAAAUCCGAAUCGGCUUCGAUCAUUAAGGCUCAUCAACAAGCGCAUCAACUGUCACCAAACGGGAGUCCGGUAGCGCAAGUCAGUCAAGGAAGUCUCCAAUCGUUCUUCGAGAAUCUCAGGACGAAAGGGGGUGCAGAGCAAAUGUGCUGGUUCUUCGUUUGGCUCAAUUUCACUUUU